ACGUACUCCAUGCGCUAUGUCCUCCCGGCCGCCGUGAUGUUGGGCACGGCCCCCACCUACAUCCUGGCCUGGCUGGGCUGGCGCCUCUUCUCCUUCUUCGUGCCGGGAGCACGCAUCUAUCAGGAGGUGGAUGAUCGCUUCUACACCAUCUACCAGAGUAUGGUGCUUUUCUUCUUUGAAAACUACACUGGCGUCCAGAAUAUUUAAGAUGAAGAGAAGUAGGUCCAUGAAGUUCAUGAUCUUCUGUGCUUGGCAGAUAAUACUAUAUGGGGAUUUGCCAAAACAUAAAGAAAAUAUAAUAUAUUUAUCAAAUCAUCAGUGCACAGUUGACUGGAUUAUUGCUGACAUUUUGGCAAUCAGGCAGAAUGCUCUUGGACAUGUACGCUAUGUUCUGAAAAAUGGCUUAAAGUGGCUUCCGUUGUAUGGGUGGUAUUUUUCUCAGCAUGGAGGAAUCUAUGUAAAACGAAGUGCCAAAUUUAACGAAACGGAAAUGAGAAACAAGCUACAGAGCCAGAUGGACACAGGCACUCCAAUGUAUCUUGUGAUUUUUCCAGAGGGAACAAGGUACAAUCCAGAGCUAACAAAAGUUAUUUCAGCUAGUCAAAUUUAUGCUGCUGAACAAGGCCUUGCAGUGUUAAAACAUGUCUUGACACCAAGAAUAAAGGCAACAUAUGUUGCCUUUGACUGUAUGAAAAAUUACUUGGAUGCAAUUUAUGAUGUUACAGUAGCUUAUGAAGGUACUGUGGAUCAAACGGGAAAGAGAAAAGAAGCACCUUCUAUGGCUGAAUUUCUCUGCAAAGAAUGUCCAAAAGUUCACAUUCAUAUUGAUCGCAUAGACAAAAAAGAUGUCCCAGAAGAACAGUUGUCUAUGAGAAGAUGGCUUCAUGACCGCUUUGAAAUAAAAGAUAAGUUGCUGAUAGAAUUUUAUGAUUCACCGGAUUCCCAAAGAAGAAACAAGUUUCCAGGGAAAUGUAUUAAUUCCAAACUAAGCCUCAAGAAAACUUUGCCAUCUUUACUAUUCUUAGGUGGUCUGACUGCUAGUAUGCUCAUGACAGAAUCUGGAAGGAAAUUGUAUGUGAAAACUUGGAUAUAUGGAACCGUAAUUGGCUGCCUGUUGGCCCCAGCUGGAAAGAUUUGCCUGAUAGUCAUGCCCACAUUGUUCAUACAUGAAGAAGUCACAGAACACUGUGUAAUGCAGUAUUUGGUGAUCCUGGAAGUUUUCAGGCCACCUUGGCUAGCCCCUUCCCAUUCAGGAUGAAAGUGCUCAUGCUUAAAGUUCUUACUUCUAUUCUGUUGUCAGAAUUUUGAAUGUAGAUUUACUACUACCUCUAUAUCUUAAUAAAGGUAAGAAAAUCAGUUUUUAAAUUGUACCUUAUAGCCGGUUUUUAAAUCUUUUGCAAAAUGCAUAGACUGAACCUAAGUAAUUUUUUGCUUACUAAGAUGGAAUUCAUAAUGUGCAAGUAAUUUUCAAAUAGUGGUGUGGUAGAAAGAGCCCUUUGGGAUCAGAAGAGUUCAGUGUAAAUGCUAACUCUUAAUACUACCUAUGUGUGAUCCAAGCUACAUCACCCUUCUCCCUCCCCUCUCCCCUCUCGGCCUCACUUUCCUCAUUUGUAAAAUGAGGGAAUUAUACUAGAUGAAUUAUUUUAUUCUAAGCUUUAUGAAACUAUGAUCUAUAAAGCUUAAAUUGGUAUGACUUGAUAAUUUAGCAUGUUUACCACAAUUUUUGAACAAAAUUUCAUUGUUUAAAAAUAAUUGUGUGUGUUCUUUUAGUCAUUCAGUGAUGUGUGGGUAUAAUGACAAGUUUUAAAAUUAUUCCAUUUUAUAAUAUUUUCCCUUAUCAUUUAAUAGAACUGUAACAUUUUAUAAAAUUAAAUUUGCUUUUUGUAAUAUUUAUGGAAAUGAAAUGCUUCUUCAGUGUUUUUUUUCUAUCAUAAAUACAGUAUAUUUUAAACAAUUACCGUGGCCUUCAUUUAGAAGUGAAUGGUUAACUAAAAGAACAAAAGAUUAAAUUUAAACCUGGAUUAAAUCAUAACGAAUUAUCAUUCACAAUUAGAAGAAUUCCUCAUUUUGAAAUUUUCACUUGUUGCUAUCUUAUGGAAAUGUUGGGGGGGAUGGGUUAUUAAAAAUCCGAGAUUUUCAGAAAAAUAAAUUUUAAUUAAGAAAUUUAUGAAGGAAAAAAGAAGAGAAAAAAGCAAAUUAACUAAAUUAUGAUAAUAUAGUGGAUAAGUCUCAAAAGGGAAAAUAAUGAAUUGUUCUUAAUGUUCUUUGUUGCAGAGGCAUUAACAACAUUUUGAUCCAACAAUCAUCCUUUUCUCUAGGUAAUCUAGGUUUUCUAAGAAUUCUUGUUACCAAGAAUAAAGUAUCAAUGUGUACAUUUAAUAUCUUUGCUUGUGGAAAUUACUUAAUGUUGUUCUUCUGUCCCCCUUAUUACCCUACACAAGAAUCCUGCCUUUUCUAGUAAUUCUGAUCAUCUAAAACAGUUUCAUUCAAUCUUACUUGCUAUUAGUCUUAACAUGUAAUGCCCCUAUUCAACUAAGAUUGUAAGCAUCUUGAAGGUAGGAGCUAAAAGAAAUCCUAUUUUGAAUUUUUAUAUUUAUUUGGGAAAUUAGAUUUUAUUUAGAUCACUUGGGCAUUGGGAAAAAUAAAAAAGGGAGAGAAAUUGCUGCAUGUUGGGAAAUGGUUAACUUAUCUUAAGUAAUAUACUACAGUUGGUUGGAAAGGAAAUAGUACUCUUAAUGGGUACUUUCCUCCUAAGUGUUAAAAGUAAUUGAAACUGAUCUAUUAGAAUUCUCAAAAGUCCUAAAAAAUUGAUUUAAAUAUCUACUUGAUGGAAAGGGAGAUCAGAGUAAUUCUCUCUAGAUCUUUAAUUCCCAGCAAAAAUAAGUAAAUAAAUAAAAUUUUAAGAAUUGUAGAUGUUAAGGGUGUUGAAGGAAGGUGAUAGAAUAUUUAUUAUCCCAGUCCUCUAUCAAGUAGGAUAUUUCACAAAAGAGCUCUUUAGGAGUUAAAAAAAAAAGGGGUGGUGGUGUGGUAGUGGUGGUGGUUUGUGCUGAAGUAUUUCACAAAAAAAUAUAUAGUAUUAUAGUGGUGGGGAUGAUAAUUCUUACAGAAAAACAAAUACUAUGCCCAUACUAUUGCCUGUGCCUAGGAUAACUGGUUCCAAUUUAUACCAAAUGAAAUCCUACCCACUCCUCGGGGCCCAAUAGAUUUUCUUUUCCAAUCAGAAGAGAUUUCUUCCUUCUGAGACCAUUCUUAUCCUGUUCAUUAUCACAAUUUAUAUGUGUGUAUGUGUGUGUGCGCACGCAUAUGUGUGUGUGCAUGUAUGUUCAAGGUAAUAGACCAUGUCAGUCAAAUAUUAAAUAUGUGCUAAGUAAGCUCUGUAGCCCUUGGAGAGUCCAUAAUCUAAUGGAAGACAACAAAUUGAAAAAGUUGGGGGAGGAGUAGGAGACUUGGCCUGUGGGCAUGAUGAAGACCUGAAGAUGGAAAAUAAUUGUCUUUUUUAGGCCUUCUCCUUAAAUGAAGUAUCUUAUAAAAACUCUUCUGAUGUCCACCCUCCAUCCUAUUCAAUGGGUAUGGGAUAUAAGGAACAGGUGGUACUGAGGAAGUAUAAAUUUCAUAAUUGAUUUGAUCUUGUGUGACAUAGGGUCUCUGAAGACAGUGAUGUCCAUAUCCUAUUCUUUGUAUCCCACCUACUUUGUUUCCUUUCACAUUAAUAAGCACUUCAGUGUUUUUAAAUUUUUCUCUUACUCAUUCUACAUCUGUAGUACUGGUAUCUUCAGAUAUUAUUCAGAUUCCCAGAGGAGGGAAACCAGAAUUGUGAAAUGUCUUGAAUUUAUGCCAAGAGAAUCAAUAGGUGGAAUGGAGAUAUUUAAUCUGAAGAAUUUUUUUAAGAAUUAGAUGCUAAUCAUCCCCAAGUAUGUGAAGAAUUGUAAAGUAGUAUAGUAUUUGCUCUUUUUUAGUCCCAAAGGACAGGACUAAAAAUAGUGGGUAGAAGUUGCAAAGACUCAAGUUUAGAACUAAGUAAAGAAGACUUCCCCAACAAUCAAGCUCUGUAGAAAUUGAAUGAGCUGCAACAGGAUGAUAAGGAGCUUCCCUUUAUUGAAGAUCUUCAAAGGCUAGAUGAUUGACCAUUUAUCCAUUGGAUUGUAAAUUUAUUUUGGUUUGGGCUGACUAAAAUGCUCUAUUAUCAGCAUCUCUUUUGGCUGAAACUCUGUGGUUCUGUGAUUUGGAUAAAAGUGUCAGAGAAAUCUCUUAAGUGUGAUGAAUUUCAGAUAAUUGCAUAUCUUUGGUGAUGAAAGUAAGAUGAAAACAUUGCUCUCCAUCUCCUCUUUACUAUAAAAGCUCUUUUGCAUAUUUUUCAUGUGAGGUAAUUUACCUCCAUUUCUCCCUUUCCUAGUGCAUACUCUUUAUUCCUGGGUAUCCCCUUUUCCCCACCCUCCCAUCAUAUUGAAGCGGGAGUAAACGGUUUGCUUUACUAAAGUUGUGUUCCCUUUAAGAAAUUGUAUUUCCUUUUGAUCUGAGAUCUCUUUCAGAG
Messenger RNA from Sarcophilus harrisii (Tasmanian devil), 4531 nucleotides. It is a transcript of the gene AGPAT5, whose product is annotated as 1-acylglycerol-3-phosphate O-acyltransferase 5. The record is from RefSeq and is a predicted model, not a curated record. NCBI's taxonomy places the organism in Eukaryota, Metazoa, Chordata, Mammalia, Dasyuromorphia, Dasyuridae. The coding region runs from base 131 to 1258 and encodes 375 amino acids. The transcript has 10 exons. Gene Ontology annotation, cellular component: mitochondrion; endomembrane system. Gene Ontology annotation, molecular function: acyltransferase activity.